Episyrphus balteatus (marmalade hoverfly) is the source of this 1011-nucleotide messenger RNA. RefSeq names its product selenocysteine insertion sequence-binding protein 2 (gene Sbp2). The record is from RefSeq and is a predicted model, not a curated record. Gene Ontology annotation, molecular function: selenocysteine insertion sequence binding; mRNA 3'-UTR binding; ribonucleoprotein complex binding. The coding region runs from base 127 to 993 and encodes 288 amino acids. Gene Ontology annotation, cellular component: ribonucleoprotein complex. Gene Ontology annotation, biological process: selenocysteine incorporation. Lineage: Eukaryota; Metazoa; Arthropoda; Insecta; Diptera; Syrphidae. The transcript has 3 exons.
ACAAAUUAAAAUUAAUUAACAAAAUUCUUUUUCUAUAUUUUAUUUCAAUCAAGUAUGUUUACCAUAUUUUCAAUAGUCCUGUAGAAUCACCUUUUUGAUUGCAAGGCAUUUUACUAAAAAAAAAAAAUGAGCCACCAUUUGUCCACAAACAAAAAGGUCUCCGAUAAAUUAAGAAUUAUCGACGAGAAUACCUUUAAUCAAUUUUCCAAAAAUAAUAAAACCACCAACAUAAAAAAACAUAAAAGAUCUGCACAAAUACCAAAUCUUAGUCAAUUUAUAAAUUUGAAAUGCCAGCAGCAUCGAAAAAAACCUAAACGAACUGCAUUUGCAAUUUACAAAGUCGAGAAGAGAAAAUCGGUUAAGAAAUGUAAGCCAAAGAAGCGUUCUAAACUGAAGAAAACUAUUUUGAAGUAUAGAUUGUUAAAAAGGGGUCAUAUCGACAACAGCGAAGAGGGCAAAAUCAAUUCAGAAGUUGUCAAAGAAUUCCAGAAUCUUACGUUAGAAGAACCCUCCAAGAUAAAAUCAGUCCAUUCCAGAAGAUUUCGAGAAUAUUGUGAUAACACAACUUCUCAAGAACUCAGCAACUUAGUAGACACAUUAUUAAGAAAACUAAAUCAUUUCCAAAAACGAGCUUUCCAAUUAAACAAUUUCAAAGGUAAAUCCCGUCGACGAAUUGUAAUUGGAUUUCGAGAAGUUCAAGUUCAGAUGAAAAUUGAUAAAAUGAAAUGCGUUAUCAUUGCGACAGAUUGUGAAAAGUGUGAUUUCGAAGAUGGACUAGACAAUAUCAUAUUAGAAAUAAGGGAAAAUUGUAAAAAAGCAGAUAUACCUUGCGUUUUUGCAUUGCAGAGACGAAAAUUAAGUUAUGUCCUGCAUCAGAAAUGCCCUACUAGUUGUGUUGGAAUUGUGGAUUACGAUGGUGCUCAGGAUAAUUUCUUUCAAUUAGUAAAUGUUUUAGAAGUUGAAAAAAAUAAUUAUAAAAAACUUUUUGAAUAAACUAAAAUAGUUAAGUAA